AUGGUCUCACCAAAGCCUGAUGAAACAAGACCAGAUGUUCUGGCCCAGAAUCAUGCAUCAGGCUGUCAAUACCUGGGUCCUGGUGAUGGAGAUCAAAACGUCGUUAGCAGUAACGGCGUGCAAUUCAACGACCGCAGCGAUCGAAGGCAGUACACUACAUUGGCAUUGCACUUGCAAGCUGGUGGGCCAGGAAUACCGUCGGUUUGGAACUUGGCUGAAGCCUUGAACUUUUCAAAGACUGAGCCAGCUGAGCCAACUGCCACUGCCUUAGCAGACUGGCUGAUGCGGCAGGAAGAUUCACCUCUGGACGUCAAUCGUCAACAUCUUGAUAUCGUUAGUCAAAGGGCACCAGGUACAGGACAAUGGAUUAUUGCGAGCAAAGAGUUACAACAAUGGAGGGACUCUUCUAACCGUUCUCAUGGGUCCAUUGGGAUCCACGGAAUAUACACGUUGAAGAGUGAGAUCCAAGAGAAGCAGGACUCGGCUUGCAUCUACUUCUACUUCCAUGAAGGUGACGAAAAGUCACCCCCAGUGGCCCGGAUUUGGUCAACGCUGUUAUCACAACUUCUCCAGCACCCAGCUAGCAAGCACAUCUCGGAAGCACUGAGAGUCAAGUUUAACAACUCCUUCCGCGGCUCAGCUCCAAUCCAUCCACUGGAAUACUUCGACCUGUUUAGAGCUCAGUCUUCGCUAUUCAAGACUGUCUACUUGGUGAUCGACGCUUUAGAUAGCUGCACAAACACUCAGGGCGAAAGAACUCGUCAGAUUCUACAAGAGUCUCUUCGAAAGCUCCCAGGAAAUAUUCGCGUUCUCUUCACCUCUCGACGUGAGUCAUUAAUUCGUGACCUCGAUAUCAGUACCAGGAUAGAGGUCACUCCGCGUGCGGAAGACAUAGGGAUUUACGUGCAAGACCGGAUGAACGUGGAUACAGAACUUCGACGAGUGUUGGAGAACACGGAUCAUCAGGAAAUGGUUAUUGACAAGGUGACUAAGUUAACCAUGAAAAGUGGAAUGUUCCUUCUAGCUAAGCUGCACUUGCAUAAUAUCACGAAGCAAGGUACUCUGGCAGAUAUCAAGGAGGCCCUGCAACAGCUUCCCACAACCUCCUCAGGUGCCUUCGAAGUCUCUAUUAGAAAGAUCAUACGUGCCGAGAACCCUUAUGAAACCGAUCUUGCAAAACACGUCUUCACCUGGGUGGUGCACGCGAAAACCGGUCUAACUGUAGAUCAGAUACUAUGGUUCAACCAGCUCGCAUGGAUCAAACGCCUUCUCAGAUCGGGCGCAGAUAUCAACUCCAAAUGCUCAAAUGGCCAGACCCCUUUGCAUUGGGCUGCCGUUCUUGGAAGAUACAGGAUUCUAUUCUUCUUGGUUCAGAAAGCUGCAGAUGUUAACAUUCAGGAUAAAAGUGGUGAUACCGCUCUGCAUAAGCUACUCAUGGGGCCCAUGACUGAAGGGACACGCGAUGUACGAUGCCUUAUCCGCGCCGGUGCUAGAAUAGACCUGAAAGGAAGCAAAGGUUUGACACCUUUAUCAUCUGCCAUCCGUUACGGACCGACCUCAAUAGCACUAUUGAUGGUCGAGAAUCAACAAGACGUCGAUGUUGAGGUAACUGAAGGAUGGACUUCUUUGAAAGAGGUAUUCUACCAUGCCCACGAGAUGAUCCACAAGCUGGGCGACAGCGGCAAAGGCAAACCCGUCAAUGAUGGAUGGACACCUCUGAGAGAGGCAGUGAGGGCUCACGUAUCUUGUUUGAUCGAGGCCCUUCUACAAAAGGGUGUGAAUCUCAACCGUCCGACAAGUGAUGGUUGGCUUCCAGUACUUCAUCUAGUCAAAAGUGGCAAUGCAGAAGUACUGCAGAAGUUACUGGAGCGGCAACCUGAUCCAGCAAAUGCUAGCCAACGAGAUACAAACGAUGGGCGGUCUGCUCUGCAUUGGGCGUUUUACUACAAACGCUAUUCUGCAAUCAAACUGUUGCUCAAACACGGAGCAGAUGUCAAUGAAAAGGACCCAGAUGGGUCUACGCCACUGAUUCAGGCUAUCCGGGAAAGAAAUGAGGAUAUGGUCUGGCUACUGCUCAAGAAAGGCGCCAAGGUAAACCAAAAGGAUGGCAAAGGCUGGCUACCGUUGCACCACAGCAUCGAGUGUAAGAACAAGGAAAUAGCCUGGCUUUUAAUUGCGAACAAGCCAAACGUUCAACUGAGACACAUUAACGUUCCGAGUACUCUUGGUCUGGCUUUACGAAAAUCAGAGUACUCCAUUGCUUGGUUGCUUUGCCAGGCUGGUGCCGACAUCAACGAGGUUGACAAUGGGGGCAUGACUUCAUUACAUAGAGCCUGUCGUGACGGGCGGCUGAAGGAGGUAGAGUUCCUCCUCGGCAAUGGGGUUGAUCUAGCAGCCAAGGACACGGCUGGAUCUACAGCUUUGCACUAUGCUGUACUUGGUGGCCGAGUGAAGAUAUUGGAGCUCAUUCUAUCGCAGAGCGCUGCCAGACAGGUGAUUGACGAGCCAGACGGCAAGGGAAACACGGCACUACUACUAGCAAUCUUGCAAAGGAGUAGACCCAUGCUACAAAGUCUCCUCAUCAGCGGGGCAUCAUGUGAAGAGCAGGGUUCGGCUGGUCUGACAGCCCUUCAUCUUGCUGCAAGCCUGGGAUUCACUACUGGCCUCGAGUUGCUUAUGUCUCGGACAAACGACAUUGACGAGACUGACAGCCAAGGCUACAAUGCUGUCCAUCAUGCUGUCAACGGCAAGGAUGCGACUGAAAGCACUGUUAUGAUGCUGGCGGAAGGGGGAGUAGAUCUUGAGGCCCAAGACCACUCGGGGCUUACACCGCUGAUGUUGGCUGUUCAUCUUGGCAAGGUGAAAAUGACCCGCGAACUAAUAGCACAAGGAGUGAACAUUCAUGCCAGAAACGAUCACGGCUGGUCAGCUAUGGACCUGGUUGAUUCUCAGGGAUACCAGAGCAGGGAACAUAGUGUGAUAAGAGCGUAUCUUCUAGAAGGUCCGCCCUCAGCUGAGGAACCUGAAUACUGA
Fusarium coffeatum is the source of this 3033-nucleotide messenger RNA. RefSeq lists its product as uncharacterized. The record is from RefSeq and is a predicted model, not a curated record. NCBI's taxonomy places the organism in Eukaryota, Fungi, Ascomycota, Sordariomycetes, Hypocreales, Nectriaceae. The coding region runs from base 1 to 3033 and encodes 1010 amino acids. Gene Ontology annotation, molecular function: protein binding. The transcript is spliced from 5 exons.